AUGGAGCCAUUUUUUCGACUGACACAGUGUUUCAAUGAGUUAGAAGAUCGUACAAUUCAACCAUCAGGAUUAACAUCGAAACAAGCAAAAGAAUGGCGACGAGCUACAAGAUUACACAAUUACAAUCAACAACUGCGCACAUCAUUAUCACCAUUGGUUAAAAAACCAUGGGAAUAUCAAAUCAUUUUUGUGGAUUACAGAACAUAUGAUUAUCAACUUCAACAAUUACUACAAGCAUCAUCCACAGCAUCUUCAUUUACAAUUGAUACCGAAGGAAUAUUAAUAUUUAAUAAAAAUACUCACAAACAUGACACAUCACCAGCAUUAAUUCAAACUGAAAUUAUUAUAUCCCCAAAGUUCAGCUUCCUUGGAUUAUUCGAAUGUUAUUAUUUACCGCGUGAAGAUUCACCCAAAUUUGCUAUAAUUAAAUCCAUCUGGCAAAAUAUUUUAAACGAUAAAUCGAAGAUUAUUCGUGGUUGGGGAAAUUCAAUGAUAGAACUGUCAACAUACUUAAAAUACAAAAUGUUUACCGAAGCUCAACUUCACCGACCUUCCGAGAACACCCAAAACGAAUAUUUGUCAUUUAGUAAUCCUUCGGUUCCGCCGCAAGGCAGGGACUCGCAAACGGAUUCGCAACAACAUGAUAUAUUAGAGAUUCAUGCUCCACCACAAAUUGAAUUUGACAAAGUAAGUCUCCAAACAGCAGUCUCAACAUCUUUAUCUUUGUUUUUAGACAAGUCGUUAACACGUUCAAAAUGGGCGGCAGAGCUAGAGAGAAGACUUCAAACAUAUGUUAAUGACAAUCUUCAUGGUGAUGAAUUAGACGAUAACAACAUACAACGACGACGACAUAUGGUGUUAUACUCCAUAAAUGAUUGUUUUGCCGUUACUCAUCUGUCUUCAAUUAUUAGUAAUACAUCUCUUCCAUCAACAGCACCUUUGACUUCAUCUUCUAUCAUCGUUCCACAAUCAUAUUCAGUCAUACCGGUCGAUCAAGAAUUAAUUCCAAUAACGUCUGAUCCAGCAACUACAUCACCAUCAUUUACCGUCAUUUUACCGUCUACUCCACCUUCAUCAUCUAUCAUUGACCACCAAACGCCGACCUCGCCUCAACCACUAUUUACAGUCGUUUUGCCAUCAAAUUAUAUUGAACCACUACAACCUUCUACCUCAUCAACUAUUGUUCAUCCAACAAAUUCUUCUAAAUAUAAUCAAAAUAAAAAACGUAAUAUUCGACGAUGA
Molecule: messenger RNA, 1242 nt
Organism: Didymodactylos carnosus
Lineage: Eukaryota; Metazoa; Rotifera; Eurotatoria; Philodinida; Philodinidae
Source: the annotation of a GenBank genome assembly